Pocillopora meandrina is the source of this 426-nucleotide messenger RNA. The record is from the annotation of a GenBank genome assembly. Lineage: Eukaryota; Metazoa; Cnidaria; Anthozoa; Scleractinia; Pocilloporidae.
GAUGACGAACAAGAUAAUGAUGAGACGGAGAGCGAUGACACUGAUGAUGCCCUGCAACUGUUUGUGGAAAAAGGAAAGGGAGCCAUUAAGAAGGAAUCUGCCAGGAAAUCUAAGUGGCCUGAAAAAGUACUAGAUGACUUUAUCGACAUUGUUGUCAGUAGCAACAGUUAUAAAAGAAAGCUAAUCUUCACCCACUGCAAAAGCCAAAAAAAUGGGCCCAUUUACGAAAAGAUAUUAGAAGAGCUUAAUGUAAGGGCCUUUAGCAGAGGUGAAGUAAUCGCAUCUACUGUCCCUCAGUUACGUAGCAAGUUUAAAAAGUGUGUCAGCGUCUAUAAGCAGGCAGUUCUGACACAAAAAAGCCGCCACCAGAAUCAAGAGGUUUCAAGAGUACCGUGGUUUUGGGAAGUGGUUUCAUGCUCUCCUUGA